CAUGACCUGCAUCCACCAAAACCUGGAAUGCAUCAACAUGGACUCAGCCCGGCAGAGCAUGGAGUCCCUGCUUCUCCUGAUGGCUGAGGAGAACCCUGGGGAGGUGGUCAGGACACUGCUGAAAAUCGCUCCACCAGGAGACAGGUACUGGCCCCAAAACCCAUGAGAGCUUGUUUGCUGUGGGGAGAGGGGCCUGGAGGCUCUCUGGCUGUCAGAGCCAAGGAAUCCUGCAGGACAAUCUGAGGAGCAGGACCCUCCAUCCCACCAUGCUUUCCAGCCCUGGGGGCUCAGCCAGGCCUGCAGCAGUCAAAGCUGAGCCAGCCAGCCCAGAGCACCCCCACCACACUCCUGCCAGGCCCAUGGGGAGCAGCAGCUCAGUGCCCUGCUGCUGCCCAGGGCAUCCCAAACGUCCCGCAGCGCUGACCCUGGUCACCACACUGCUGUGGCUGAGGCUGCCCUGCUGACAGAGCACUCUGGCUUGCAGCACUGCCCUGGACAUGUGGGAGGCGAUGUUCUCUGUGCCUCAGACCCUGCACAACGUUUUGAGGGAGCUGCACAUCCAGCUCCAGGACCGGCGCUACAGGGUCUUAUCCACACCCUUGGAGGACAUCUCCAUCCUUCGCCUGGCUCUGCUGGCCAGCAGUGAUCUGGAAGAGGAGGAGUUUGCUCCAAUGUACCUAGCCGGGAGGUUUCUGAGGCAACGAAGGCCGGCGAUGCUCUCCUUGGUGCUCAGCGGCAUCAUGACGCUGUCGGAGAAAGAAGAGAUGGCAAGAAAAAUGCUGGUCCUGCUGCCAGACCUGAGGAGGGUCCUGUUCUUUGGCUAUAAGGCUGUGACGAUGAAGGCUCUGGUGGUCUUCAGACACUUGUUGGCUCAGCUGGAGAGGGAGAAGGCCAGCCCCAUCGCUGUGCAGCUGGCAGAAUUUGUCCUGCCCUUCUUCGAUGACGUAAGGCUGCUGGGGAAGCCUGAGCCUCGUGGGUGGGAAGCGGGCAAUGACAGCUGCCCUUCCACCCAGCCACUCCGAGCAGGGUCUUCUCUCCUUUCUCCCCUGGGCUUUUGUGGGAUGGCUUCUGCAUUCUGCAGCCCAACCCAGCUUCUCCCUGCUAGAUGCUCUCAGAGGCCUGAGGGCUCUCCCAGGGAGGGGACAGGACCUGAUUGUUUUUCCCAGACCCCGUGGCGAGGGGCUGAGGCUGAACCAGUGGUCCAUGCCCUGGAGGCAUUGCCAAGACCAGCCCAGUCUCCUCAUGAGCCUGUCUGUGGGAGGGAGCUCUUCCCCACUGUGGCUGAUCUGGCUCACACCUCCAGUGUGCAGAAUGCCACCCUGAAGCAUCUCCCCUCGCAUCAGCCAUGCUGA
Messenger RNA from Columba livia (rock pigeon), 1352 nucleotides. RefSeq lists its product as uncharacterized. NCBI's taxonomy places the organism in Eukaryota, Metazoa, Chordata, Aves, Columbiformes, Columbidae. Bases 498 to 1352 code for a protein of 284 amino acids. The record is from RefSeq and is a predicted model, not a curated record. The transcript is spliced from 4 exons.